AUGUCUAAGAAAGUUCAAAACGAGUUAGUCGAAAUUAUCUCAAGCAAAGUAUCCAAAGAUUGCUAAAUUCAAAAAGUAUCAAUAAAGGAAUUGAUCAAGUUAAUGUUCAGCUAGAAAAAACACUUCAAAAAUUUUGAGUACUUAAGUAGUGGCGCUUAUGCUCUUGUCUUAAAAGCUUAGAAUUCUUAACAAAAUCGCCAAGUAGCUCUCAAAUUCUUAGAAAGUACCAACAAAGAGGACAAGGAUGGUAUCGAAUCUAUGAAAAAAGAGUAUGAAAUGCUUCAAAAGUUUAGCCAAUCAGAAUGUUUAGUAAAUGUCUAUGAUUGUUUCUAUUUAAUGGAAGAAAAAGAUGAUGGAAACGACAUUAUCGUUUAAACUGAAAACAAGUCCUACUUUGUAAUGGAAAUGGAGCUUUGCGAGAAUAAUCUCAAAUAACUCUUUGAUUUCCUCAGAAAAUUUUAAGUUCCACAUCAGAAAAAAAUAAAGGAAAUAAUAGCCAUUCAAAUGAUAGAAGGGUUGAAUAACCUUCAUGUCAAAAAUAUUAUGCACAGGGAUAUUAAACCUUAAAAUUUCUUUGUUUGCGCCUCUAAGGAAUAUGGUUUCUCAGUCAAACUUUGUGAUAUUGGCUUUGCAUCAGCUGUGUCUAAAUCAAAAAGCUUCAUGUCAAAGAAAGGAACUGAUGCAUAUUUUGCUCCAGAAGUGGAAGCAGGACAAUCUAGAAUUCAGUCAGAUCUCUUUUCACUAGGACUCGUUUUAUUAGAGCUUGACAAUCUCAAAACUCUAAAUGAGAAUUGGAUAGAUACUAAAACAAAAAAUUAUCUAUUCAAUGGAGAAGAAAUACCUAAUGAAAAAUAUUAGAUAGAUAAGAAUUCUAAUAUUUACAAAAUAGCUAAAAUAUGCUUAAAACCUUGGUAUUUAGACAGGACUACAACAGGAGAAUUACUAUCUUAGCUAAUCUAAAUGCAUGGUUAACCAUUGAAAUUUGUAUUGACUUCUAUGAUACUAGAGGAAUAAAUACCUAGAUAGGCACAGUAAAUAUUUGAAAAAAUUAAUCAACUACAAAAACAAACGCAAAAUUAAUUCGACGAGUAUGCUAAGUUUAUUCUAGAGAACACCAAUGACAAAAUUAAACAAAAAGAUUUUCAAGCACAAUUUACAAAAGUGGAAGUAUUAUCUAAUCUGCUGAAAAGUCUCUAUGAAAAUAAAAAAUAUACGAAUAAUUUUCAAAUUCUAAGCUUUGGAAGCUUUGGAAUGGUAUUAGCUACUAAAAAAGCUAAACUUGAUAAAAAAGAAAUAGUGUUAAAAAUACAAAAAAUAGAAGAUGAAUAACAUAUCUAAAAUGAAAUUAGUAUUAUGUAGAAAUUAAAAGAGCCACUAGUGGUAUAGCUUUAUGAUAGCUAUAUAAUAGAGAAUAAAAUAGGACCUGAUAGAUACUCAGUCUUUGAAUUAGAAAAAUGCUCAUGUUCGUUAGAUGAAUAUCUUGAUAGAUAAAACAAAGAUGGAUAAUUUAACGACGAUGAUAAAUAUUAAAUAGCGAUCUAAAUUAUAGAUUCUGUUAAUUAUAUUCACUCAUUUAAUAUCAUUCAUAGAGAUAUUAAACCAGAAAAUUUUUUGGUUUAUUUAGAUGGAAAAUAACCAGAAAUAAAAUUAUGUAAUUUCGGCUUAUCUGCUUAGAUUCCAGAUAAUAAAGAUUCAAUUCAAGCUAUAGAAAGCAUAGGUAAUUUAGGAUAUUCAGCACCUGAAAUACUAAAUAAAUAGGAUAAUGAACUUAAGAUUUAUUCAAAGAAAUCUGAUUCAUAUUCAGUAGGAUUAUUACUAGCUUUUUUAGAUAAUUAUUAAGAUCUGAAGAAAAAUGCACCUUUUACUUUCUUAUUAAUGACAAAAAAGCAGUUCGAUAAGCCUUUCGAAAAAUCUAAGAUUAAAAUUAACAAAAAUUCAGAAAUUUAUAAAUUUAUUAACCUUCUUGUUGUUUCUGAUAGUGGUUAAAGAGCAUCUCUGUAUGAUAUUGUUGAAUAAAGCGAUACAAAAUUCUUAACUAAUUCAAAAGAAAUGAAAGAAAUUAGAUCUAUAAAGGAUUUGAGCAAAGCUUAAAAUUACAAUAUUGUCACAAUAGAUUUAAACGAUAAUAGUAUUGGUGCAUAGGGUGCAAAAGAUUUAGGCACAGGAAUAGCGUAGUGCAAGAAUAUCACAAGUUUGACACUUUAUUUAA
This is a messenger RNA of Tetrahymena thermophila SB210, 2209 nucleotides long. Its product is annotated as kinase domain protein. The record is from RefSeq and is a predicted model, not a curated record. NCBI's taxonomy places the organism in Eukaryota, Ciliophora, Oligohymenophorea, Hymenostomatida, Tetrahymenidae. Gene Ontology annotation, biological process: protein phosphorylation; mitotic DNA damage checkpoint signaling. Gene Ontology annotation, molecular function: protein serine/threonine kinase activity; ATP binding. Gene Ontology annotation, cellular component: cytoplasm; nucleus. The annotation marks the transcript as partial. The transcript is spliced from 12 exons.